This is a messenger RNA of Uloborus diversus, 1638 nucleotides long. RefSeq names its product sprouty-related, EVH1 domain-containing protein 2-like. Gene Ontology annotation, cellular component: membrane. The record is from RefSeq and is a predicted model, not a curated record. Bases 119 to 1450 code for a protein of 443 amino acids. Lineage: Eukaryota; Metazoa; Arthropoda; Arachnida; Araneae; Uloboridae. Gene Ontology annotation, molecular function: protein kinase binding. The transcript is spliced from 5 exons. Gene Ontology annotation, biological process: negative regulation of MAPK cascade; multicellular organism development.
UUCGGAAUGGUUAAGCCUCGUUUUUGAUUGUGACGGAAUUGUGUUCCGCUUAUAAAGAAAUAAGCGGACAUUUAAAUAUUACAACAUCGUACCAUGGGUGGAAAUCAGACAAAAAACGAUGGAAGGUAGCCACGAAGAUGGUAUGUCCCUUGUGCGUGUGCGUGCACAGGUGAUGACACGAGAUGAUUCAACUGGAGGCUGGGUUCCUUUGGGAGCAGGAGGUUUGAGUCAUGUCUCAGUUUGUAGGAAUUCAUCAAUUGAGGAAACUGAGCGAACAGAAUAUCUCAUAUUUGGAAAAAGAAUUGCAGAUCAAUCAGUAAUUCUUAGCUGUAUUAUAAAAAAAGAUUUCCAGUAUAAUAAAGUAAUGCCAACCUUCCAUCACUGGCGUACAGGAGACAAAAAAUUUGGCCUUACCUUCCAGACUGCAGCAGAUGCAAGGGCCUUUGACAAAGGAGUUCGAGCAGCCAUCGAAGACCUCUCAGAUGGAACUGGUGAUUUUCCAAAUUUUCAUGAUUCAGAUCUGGGAGAUGAUGAUGUUUUCAUGGCACUUGAGCUCCCCAUUGACUCGAGGUCUUCCUCUGGCUCAAGCACAUUCAGUGGAGGCUCUUUCCGACCUGGAUCAGGCACACCUUUCCAAUAUCCAGAUAUGGGCUCCUCCACAUCACCUUACAUGCACAUGUAUCAUCCACAUGGCAACCACCAUCACUUGCAUCGUAUGAACUUUGUGAGAUCUCCGCGUUUUCCCACGAGCAUCAAUCCCUCUUCUGGCAACCCUCCAUUGGGUGGACAAAAUUACCAUAGUGAAGAAGCAUGGACAAAGGACAUGACAGUAGCUUCACGAAAAGACUAUUUAGAUUCUGAUAAAAUUGAAUUGUCCGGAGAUCUCAAUUCCUAUGUGCAGCUAUCUCGAGAUAAGGGUGCAAAAAAGGAUCAUGACUACUCUUACCCAGUCAUGGACAGUUACAAAUCGACUCGAGGAGAACCCCCUCGGAAAAAUCCUUUCGACGCGUUCAGUAGCCAGCCUGCCCCCCGUCUCCCUGUCAAAGCGAAGAAAAAGAAAGAUUGGCGCAAGAAAGAUAACCGGAAAACCAUGUCUUUUGCUCGUGCGCAGUGCCGCUAUUGCCUGGAAACAUACUCCGAAGCCGAUAAUCAUUGUGGCAGCUGUGAGUAUGCACCGGACCCUGUGCUAGCAUGCAUUGGUGCUGCAACAUGCCUCUCUUGUGCUCAGUGCAUGUUAUACCAUUGCAUGUCCGAUAGUGAGGGGGAUUUCGGGGGGCAUGAACAUCCUUGUUCUUGUGACACUUCAGAUAGGCGCUGCCCUAAGCGUUGGACUGCCCUUGCGUUACUCUCUCUGAUUGUGCCCUGUCUCUGGUGCUACCUUCCGUGCCGUGCCUGCCAUCGAUGUGGAGUGCGAUGUGGUGUGUGUGGUGGCAGGCAUGACCCUGCCUGAGGAAUUGCAUUUUUGUUAGAUAUGAGUAUUGACUACAUUUCAUCAAAUAGUGGUGGCAAAAUGGAAACAUCCAACUUCGUACUGAUCAUAAUGUGAUGACGCAACUUGUUUUGCAAAUGAGUUUAGAGGAUGUUUUCACAUUGUGAUUCUUAGGACCAGGUGAAUGUUGAUAAGUCACACUAAGCAGA